AUGUUCGACACUCUUUUCGGCCCAGAGAAAAACACACUCAUCGCAAACAACAUCAUCCCGGGGAAUAACAGAGAUGCAUUCAACGACAACAAGUCAUCAACACCGCCAACGGCGACUAUCGCCCCAUCUGUCGAACAUCUGAAUUCCGUGCCGCCUUCAACGUGGCUGUCGGAUGAUCGAUCCAACGGCACUAUCCCUCAUGCUCGGAAUUUACAAUGGACUGUCUUUGUAUUAUCUGAGGAAGAAGAAGAUGUCUUGCCUCGACGCAAAUUGAUCGCCACGCCACAAUGCAUAUGUCACAUCGCCUUGUAG
Messenger RNA from Parastagonospora nodorum SN15, 312 nucleotides. RefSeq lists its product as hypothetical. NCBI's taxonomy places the organism in Eukaryota, Fungi, Ascomycota, Dothideomycetes, Pleosporales, Phaeosphaeriaceae. The coding region runs from base 1 to 312 and encodes 103 amino acids. The record is from RefSeq and is a predicted model, not a curated record. The transcript is spliced from 2 exons.